UGCUUCAUGUGUGUGUGUAGGGCCGCCCUGCCUCUCUUAUUAUCCUGGUGUUGCCGCGUGUAACACUCGUCGGGUGUUGCUCCUGGCAGGUGUAGAGGGUGUCGGUGAGUGGGUGUAGGGGGGCGAGGGGCAGGCGGAGGAGCCCCUACACACAGCUCGUAUAUUAUUAUCUCAAGCACCACGGCCGCCAUCACUGUCUAGCUCUCUUGGUCACCGCUCCUCCUGGCGGCCACACUCUCCUGUCAUGACGCUCCCUAAUGGUGACACACACUCCCUGGCUGGUGACUCUGGUGAUGACUUGUCAGCAUAAAGUCAAAAGGACACAGAUGACACUUCAAGCGUAGGGAGUGGUUCUAAUGCUGAUAACUCGCGCAGUGGUACGCCAACACAACGAAGAAAAGGCCGUAGCAAGCGUGGACGUAAGAAGGUCCCUGCACCUCUCAAAAUGGGAUAUAAAUUUGUAUGCUAUUUAAAAGAAGACCAUGCACAGCCUAUAUUUGGAGUACAGUUUAACCAGCACUUGCGUGAUGGUCAGCCACUAGUGUUUGCAACUGCUGGUAAUAAUCGCGUCUCAGUAUAUCAAUGUAUGGAUGAUGGUUCCAUCAAACUACUUCAGUGCUAUAGUGAUCCUGAUCAGCCAGAGGAGAACUUCUACACAGUGGCAUGGAGUUAUGACACAGAAACCGGUCGGCCAAUUCUUGCAGCUGCUGGAUCCCGGGGUGUUGUACGAAUCUUUUCACUUGCCACAAUGCAGUGUGUUAAGCAUUUCAUAGGUCAUGGAAAUGCUAUUAAUGAGCUGAAGUUUCACCCACGUGAUCCAAACUUGUUGCUAUCGGUUAGCAAAGAUCAUGCGCUCAGGAUGUGGAACAUUCGUACCGACAUACUAGUGGCCACUUUUGGAGGAGUAGAAGCACACAGAGAUGAAGUACUAAGCACUGAUAUUGAUGUUGAAGGAACAUGCAUUGUAUCUUGUGGAAUGGAUCAUUCAUUGAAGAUCUGGAAAUUGACCACAGACAUAAUGCUUUCCACCAUUAACCAGUCGUACACAUUCAAUCCUAGUCGGGCAGUUAGACCAUUCCCAACUGUGCAACAGAAUUUUCCCGACUUCUCGACCAGAGAUAUCCAUAGGAAUUAUGUGGAUUGUGUUCGCUGGCUUGGAAGAUUUAUCCUCUCAAAGAGUUGUGAAAAUACCAUUGUGUGUUGGAAGCCUGGUCUUCUCAAUCAGACAGAACUGAAACACAAUGAUACUAAUGUUACAAUCAUACACAAAUUUGAUUAUAAGGAAUGUGAAAUCUGGUUCAUGAGAUUUUCCUUAGAUUAUUGGCAAAAGGUUUUGGCCGUUGGUAAUCAACAAGGUCGCACGUAUGUUUGGGAUUUGGAUAUUUCUGAUCCAUCCCAGGCACGUUGUUCGACACUUACUCACCCAAAGUGUGUUGCACCCAUCAGACAGACGGCCUUUUCACGUAAUGGAAACAUUUUGAUAACGGUCUGCGAUGAUGCUACUAUCUGGCGUUGGGAUAGAGUAGCACAGCAAUAGGUUAUAUGUACAAAAAAAUAUGUACGUAUAUGCAAAAAUAAACCUUGUAGUACCUAAUGAUGCAAGAAUUAUUUCUGCAAUUGUACUACAUUAUUUUUACUGUCAGUCUUAAUGUAUAUAAGGAAGUGAAUUAUGUACAAAUUAUCUUUAAUUAUUACCUUUAAGUGGAAAUGGUUACAUUAUUCUAAUUUAAAUAAUUGUCAUGUUUUUUAUCUUAAUACUGUAUUGAUAACUUCAAUAAUAAAAUGAUUAUAUAAUC
Molecule: messenger RNA, 1796 nt
Organism: Procambarus clarkii (red swamp crayfish)
Lineage: Eukaryota; Metazoa; Arthropoda; Malacostraca; Decapoda; Cambaridae
Product: polycomb protein EED
Biological process (GO): heterochromatin formation; negative regulation of transcription by RNA polymerase II
Cellular component (GO): ESC/E(Z) complex
Molecular function (GO): protein binding; nucleosome binding
Source: RefSeq, a predicted model, not a curated record